GCCGUCGCGUUAAAAGAAAAGAGGAAGAGAUGCCCUCAGCGGGAGAGAAUUUCCAGCCAUGCAGGACGCUCAGAUCAAGAUCGCUCUCCCGCUUUCCUAAGCACAAGAACCAGAGGCUGACGUCUCGCCCAGCAUGAAGAGGUGCAAAUCAGAUGAGCUGCAGCAGUUAGACGGAGACUCUGCUGGGACAGAAGAUGCCCUCCUCCUGCCUACCAUGGACGCCAAGCUUGGGGAUUCGGCUACUGCUCUGGCGGAUUUGGGUGUCUCCAAUCCAAAUCCAGCUCCCCAUCCUGUUACCCGAAGCAAACCUCCUGAUUUAAAGAAGAUACAACAACUGUCAGAGGGUUCUAUGUUUGGCCAUGGACUCAAACAUCUUUUCCAUAGUCGCAGACGAUCCCGAGAACGGGAGCAUCAGAAUUCCCAGGAGUCAUCCCAGCAACACCAUGGCAUGUCUGAUCAUGAUUCCCCUGAUGAAAAAGAACGCUCUCCAGAGAUGCACCGUGUCUCCUAUGCUGUGUCUCUCCAUGACCUCCCAGCUCGACCCACUGCCUUCAACAGGGUGUUACAGCAGAUUCGCUCCCGUCCUUCCAUCAAGAGAGGAACCAGUUUGCACAGUGGCAGUCGCCGAGCCAAGAGUAGCUCUUUAGAACCACAGAAAAGCAGUCCACACCUUGUGCGCAGGGCCCCCCAGGAUAGCAGCCUGACAGCAAUCCUGCAUCAACAUCAAGGCCGGCCAAGAUCUUCAUCUACUACAGACACUGCUAUCCUUAUGGCCGAAAGUGGGAAUGUUUACCUUCUGACAGAAGAGUCAGAAUGCCUCAGUGACAAG
Molecule: messenger RNA, 829 nt
Organism: Python bivittatus (Burmese python)
Lineage: Eukaryota; Metazoa; Chordata; Lepidosauria; Squamata; Pythonidae
Source: RefSeq, a predicted model, not a curated record